CAGGUUUUCCAGCUCUCUCCGCACGCCGCAAGCGCAGCAUCACUCACAGUACUGUAUGUGUCUGCGGCGCUCUCGGAUUGAACACGACACGAAAGUUCACGAGUUCACGAAAGCUGUCGCGUUAAUUAACAGGUUAAGGUCCAUUUGGUGAAUUGUGAACAUCAGAACAUCAGCUCUGUAACGUAGAUGGUGUUGGUGCAUGGAAUCAAACCGGUGUUUUAUCAGCUACUGGAAGCCUCAGCAGCUACAGAAGUGAUGUUGAUGAACUUCAUCGAUCCCAAAGUUCUUUAGUGACGAUGAUGUUCAGGGCAAUGGGACAAAUCCUGGUGAAUAUUGUAGCAGAAAUCAGGACUCUCAGGACUCUUCUUCUCCUGCUGUGCUGUUUAUUGUGUGAAGCUGGAUACGAGACGGUCACACUGCAGGAAGUGGAAGGAACCACUAUAACUCUCCAUACUGGGAUAACUGGGAUUCAGAGUCAUGCUCGUAUAGUUUGGUUUUAUGGACCUGAGAAACUAGAGGAAAAGAUAUUGAUGAGUUAUGUGUAUAAAGGAGAAACUGUUACAGACAUCAAUGAGAGGUUUAAAGAGCGACUGCUGCUGGACAGAAUCAGUGGAGCUUUAACCUUCAGGAACAUCAGCAGAAUUGAUUCUGGAGUUUAUUUAUUACAAGUCAUCAAUGGAAGUUUCUCAUCUAGGACUUUCAGUGUCAGUGUUUAUGCUCCAGUAUCAACUCCAGUAAUAAUAAAUGAAAGAGGAAAGCGAAGUGUGAUUUCCACAGAGUCGUGUUUCCUCCUGUGUUCUGUGGAGAAUGGAGAAGAUGUGAAGUUAUCCUGGUACAGAGAGAAUGAGAGAAUCUCCAUCACCAAUAACACAGAUCUCAGUGUUCCACUCAAUCUCCCACUUCAAAUACAACACAAUGACACUAACACUUACAUCUGUGUGUCUGCAAACCCUGUCAGCAAUAAAACAACUUCUCUCAACAUCACACAGCUCUGUGACGUCUCAGAAAAUCCUGAUGUACUGACUUACGCUGAUGUGAAUAUUAAAGCUCACAGUGCAGAGAGAGAUAAAGAGUUAAAGAAGAAAACCACAGUAACGGAUGCUGAAGUACAGAGAGACCCUGUGGUGUAUUCAGCCGUGAGGAGAUCCAAAUAAUACAACACAUCACUAUAUGAUAUAAAAUAUUUUAUGUUUUUCCACUUCUCAUGUUCUGUCAUAGGUCAGAAUGACACAUUCGAAUUAAAGCUUUCUUCACUUUAUCUUCACUUUAUCUUCACUUUAUCUUCACUUUCUUCACUUUAUCUUCACAUGCUCAUAGACAUAGACAAUUGACUAGUGUUGCUGUGAAUGACCAGA
This is a messenger RNA of Tachysurus fulvidraco (yellow catfish), 1355 nucleotides long. RefSeq names its product signaling lymphocytic activation molecule-like. The record is from RefSeq and is a predicted model, not a curated record. NCBI's taxonomy places the organism in Eukaryota, Metazoa, Chordata, Actinopteri, Siluriformes, Bagridae. Bases 297 to 1154 code for a protein of 285 amino acids. The transcript is spliced from 7 exons.